AUGUACAGAAUUUCAAGAAAUUAAUGCAAAUAUGUUAAAUAAAAUAAUUAAUUUGUGAUGCAAAAGACAAUGUAUGAAAUAAUAUUGAUAAUAGUAAUCCAAUUGUAAAAUGGGCUUAAAGAAAAGACAAUAUCUUCUUGACAGUUGAAGUUAGAGACUUGAAAGAAGAAAAAGUUGAACUAACAACAACAUCAUUGAAAUUUAGCGCAAGUGCUGAAGGUGUAAAUUAUGCAUUUGAAAUCAAUUUGUUUGCAGAAGUCAUCGUUGAAGUAAUAGAUAACUUUAAUUUAAGGAUAGCAAAUGGACAAAUUAUGGUGUUAAUGUAAGAUUCAUUUUAAGAAAAAAAGAUUAAGCAGCAACAUAUUGGACAAGAUUGAUAAAAGAAACUCAUAAAUUAUAAUAUUUAUAAGUAUGUAUAGUAUUAUAAUCUAUAGGUUGAUUGGACUAAAUAUAUUGAUGAAGAUGAUGAAAAUGAAGAAGGAGGAAAAGGAUUAGAUGAUUGGAAUGCCAAUAAUUUCUAAGGAUUUGAUGGUCAAGGUUAACCAGAUGAAGAUGAUGAAGAUUAAGAAGAAAAUGAAUAAGAAGAAAAAGAUGAAUAAUAAACAUCAUAAGAAUAAUAAUAAACAUAAGAAUAAUAAUAAAAGGAAUAAGAAUAAGAAUAGAAUUAAUGAG
This is a messenger RNA of Paramecium sonneborni, 672 nucleotides long. Lineage: Eukaryota; Ciliophora; Oligohymenophorea; Peniculida; Parameciidae. The record is from the annotation of a GenBank genome assembly.